Messenger RNA from Clunio marinus, 3497 nucleotides. The record is from the annotation of a GenBank genome assembly. NCBI's taxonomy places the organism in Eukaryota, Metazoa, Arthropoda, Insecta, Diptera, Chironomidae.
GUUUUAUUUUGACGGUCGUUUCGUGUAGACGUGAAUUUGAGAACCUCGCCUAAGUUUGAAAAAGUUGAAGAAAAAUAUUCGCGAGUAAGAAGAGAAUUUACCAAGUAAAAUUGGUCAGUGUUGAAUGUUUAAAUAAUAAUAAGAAGGAGAGAACUAUAGAAAAGGAAAAGAGAAUGAAUUAAAAAUAUUUUGGAACGAGUUUAGGCUUCUUUCUCUCGUCUCCAACAAUAAUAAUAAUCAAAUUCAGAUAAGUUUAAUGAAGUGAGUGACAUUUAAAAAAAAAACUCGAAACCCAUAAUGCGUCUAAAGAUUGUGUGAAGAAAAUCAACAAACACAAAAUAAACCACCAGCAUUUAAGUGUUUGACCGUGAGAAAAAAAAUUAAUGAAUAAAAUUCACCAACUAUGCCAAACCAAAAUAAUUUAAUCCGUCCAUCAAGCACGUAUAGUGGUACAUCAACAAUGAAAAUUGACAAUGCUGAGACGGAACGGAGAAAGAAAAACUCAGUUGUGAUCUUAACACUUCUAUCGAUAAUUAUUUUUCUCUUCGUAGUAUCUUUAUUGCUUAUAUGUGCAUUGGUUGUUGUCGGGAGAGGAUUAUCAGGCAAAAGUGAUAAGAAGUUUGACGAAAAAUCAAACGAAAUCUCAAGUAUUUCACUGAUAAACAGAGCGAAUGGUAUUAAAAACAAGAUUGAUACAAGCAAUCCAAAGUUUAAUAAGAAGUUUAACAUGAAUAUCAGCAAAACAGCUACGAAACUAAUCGAAAAUUUAACUUUUCGACUUCCUAGUGCAGUCCGUCCAUCAAAGUACAAUUUACUUUUGAAUCCAAAUUUAGAGACAAAACUGUUCACCGGCAAUGUCAAAAUUGAUUUUGAUGUAUUAGAACCAACUAAAAUAGUUGCUCUACACUCAAAAUUCCUCAAUGUCACACCAAAGCAUCUGAUAAAAAAUUUAGAAAAUGGAGCAGAAGGAAUAGGAAUUAAAACUUCAUUCGAAUUUGAUAAGUUUGAGUAUUUCAUUGUUGAACCAGAAUCUGAGUUAGGCAUUGGAAAUUAUACAAUCGACUUAGAUUUCAAAGGUAGAUUAGAUGGAAAGAUUGUCGGUUUCUACGGAAGUUCUUACUUCGAUAAAAUAACUAAUCGGACAAGAUAUAUCGCAACAAGCAAAUUCGAGCCAACUUUUGCUCGUCAAUCAUUUCCAUGUUUUGACGAACCGUCAAUGAAAGCGAAAUUCAAAAUUUCUCUUAUUCGCCCUUCGGGUGACGGCUAUUCAGCCCUCUCAAACAUGGAUGUAGAAAAUGAAGAACCUUAUGAUGAAGGAUUAACAAAAGUCAACUUCAAGGAAAGCGUGGAGAUGUCAACUUAUCUCACGGUCUUUAUUGUGUCAGAUUUUAUUUCUACAAGUGCCACGAUUGAACCAUCUGUUGGUGAUCCAUUUCAACUUCGUUGCUUUUCAACACCUGCUCAAGUUAACAAAUUGAAUUUCGCUCUGAAUACAUCAAUUGAUGUAAUCAACUAUUACAUCGAUUAUUUCAAGAUUCCUUAUCCAUUGCCAAAGCUGGAUUUAGCUGCCAUCCCUGAUUUUGUGAGUGGUGCUAUGGAGACUUGGGGCCUUGUAACAUAUCGUGAGACAAAUCUUCUCUACGAUCCGGCAGUGAGUUCAACAGCCAAUAAGCAGAGAAUCGCUGCUGUUAUCGGACACGAAUUUGCGCAUAUGUGGUUUGGAAAUCUUGUAACAAUGAAAUGGUGGUCAGACUUGUGGCUCAACGAAGGGUUCGCUUCAUACAUUGAAUUCAAAGGAAUUCACGCAGCUUUACCAGAAUGGAACAUGGAAGAACAAUUCACAAUCGACACCAUGCAUGGCAUCAUGAAUUUAGAUGCAACCCUAGGCUCCCAUCCAAUCGUUGUUGGUGUUCAAACACCAGAUCAAAUAACUGAAAUUUUCGAUGGAAUCACUUACAACAAAGGUGCUUCCAUCAUUCGCAUGAUUGAAGACUUUAUUGGAACUGAAAAUUUCCAAGAUGGUGUGAGCAAAUAUCUUGAGGAAAAUAAAUUCAAAAAUGCCGAUUCUGACGAUUUACUAAAGCAGUUGGAGGGAAAAAUUGAAGAAGAUGUAACGACAAUUGUCAACACAUGGAUCCGACAAAAAGGUCUUCCAGUUGUUACUGUUCAACGAAGUGGUAACAAUUUUGUAUUGUCACAAAAACGUUUCUUGACUGACGCUGAAAGUGUUGCUAAUGAAACGCUAGACUCUGACUAUAAAUAUCGAUGGUCAAUUCCCAUCACUUAUGUUACAAGUGCCAAUCCAACAGAAGUUCAACGUCAAUGGUUCCAUUAUAACGUUGAAGAUAUAACAAUUAAGAUUGAUGAAGAAGUCGAGUGGAUUAAGCUCAAUAAGAAUCAAGUUGGAUAUUAUCGUGUGAAUUACGACAGUGAAAUGUGGCAGAAACUCAACGAUGCUUUAGAAGAAGACAUCAACACAAUGUCAGUGUUAGAUCGUGCACACUUGUUGAAUGAUGCAUUCAGCUUAGCUGAAGGUCUCGAAGUUCCAUACGAAACCGCACUUACGAUGACAAAAUAUUUGAAAAAUGAAACACAUUUUGUGCCUUGGGAUGUCGCUUCAAGUAAACUCAAAACAAUCAGAAAUCUUCUUUACUACACAGAUAAUCAUCGAACAUUCAAAAAUUACGUCGUUGAUUUAGUUGACGAAGCUUUUAAAGAGAUUGAAUGGGAAGUUAAUCCAGAAGAAUAUUUGAAAAACAUGAUGAGAAUCACCAUCAUUGACUUAGCUUGCACAAUGGAUCAUCCUGGUUGUGUCGCGAAAAUGGGUGAAACCUUCCGUACUUGGUUGAACAGUGAAAAUUUCGAAACUGAAAGGCCAACGCCCGAUCUUCGUUCACUUAUUUAUUAUCAUGGAAUGAGAACUGUUGGACGUGAAGAGGAAUGGAAUAAAAUGUUCAAUCUCUUUGCCAAAGAACAAGACGCAACAGAGAAAACUAAAUUGCAAGCAGCUUUAGCUGCAAUCAGCGAUAAAUCGAUUCUUAAAGAACUUAUUGAUUUGGCAUCAGCUGAUGAGACUUACGUGAGAAAACAAGAUUACUUUUCAUUGAUGGGAUCGAUUUCAAGCAAUCGAAAUGGUGAAGAUCUCGUGUGGGAUUUCGUACGCGAUAAUUGGGAAGUGCUUGUUGAGCGUCAUGGUCUCAAUGAACGUAAUCUUGGACGCAUGAUUCCCACAAUAACAUCACGUUUCACAACCUUAUCAAAACUCAAUGAAAUGAAAGAUUUCUUUGCCAAAUAUCCUGAUGCGGGCGCAGGUGCCAACGCAAGAAUUCAAGCGCUUGAAGCUGUCGAAAAUAAUAUUAAAUGGUUGGAGAAAAACAAAGAUUCCAUCAAGUUAUGGUUGUCCCAACAAUAACAGUAAUUCAAUUUCACAAAAAUGUUAAAUAAUUUAAUGAAUAAAAAGAAAUCUUUGAAAUAAAAUUUCAUUCUUUUCCUCGUUC